AUGGCGUGGUUUCUGCAGGAAUUACCAUCAUUACUAAUACCUGUUGUUCUUCUCGUCAAUUAUGUGGAAAACACCCCCCUUUUCAUUGUCCAUUACUUUCAAAGGACACUUGUUUAUCCGUUCCUGAUGAGAAGUGGGAAACCUACUCCUUUUCACGUGUGGGUAUUAGCGGUUAUUUUCUGUACAUACAAUGGAGUGAUACAAGGACUGUGGCAUUUGUAUUUCGCUGAAUAUCCUCCAAACUGGUUCUUUAAAACGAGGACAUUUUGCGGUCUCAUAAUGUUUGUAUGUGGUAUGUUUAUUAAUAUUCAUUCGGAUGCAAUACUGCGCAGUCUCAGAGCGCCUGGAGAUAAUGGUUAUAAGAUACCAUAUGGAGGGCUGUUUGAAUAUGUAUCCGGAGCAAAUUAUUUUGGAGAAUGUUUGGAAUGGGCUGGUUACGCAAUAUUUGCGUAUACACUCCCUGCGAUGGCUUUUGCCAUUUUUACAAUUUGUAACGUUGGUCCCAGGGCUCUUCACCAUCACCGGUGGUACUUGGAGAAGUUUGACGACUAUCCGAAGAACCGGAAAGCUUUUAUUAUGUUUUUACUGUAA
This is a messenger RNA of Enterobius vermicularis (human pinworm), 591 nucleotides long. NCBI's taxonomy places the organism in Eukaryota, Metazoa, Nematoda, Chromadorea, Rhabditida, Oxyuridae. The record is from the annotation of a GenBank genome assembly.